This is a messenger RNA of Thecamonas trahens ATCC 50062, 2553 nucleotides long. RefSeq names its product tetracycline resistance protein. The coding region runs from base 386 to 1813 and encodes 475 amino acids. The record is from RefSeq and is a predicted model, not a curated record. NCBI's taxonomy places the organism in Eukaryota, Apusomonadida, Apusomonadidae. Gene Ontology annotation, biological process: transmembrane transport. Gene Ontology annotation, molecular function: transmembrane transporter activity. The transcript has a single exon. Gene Ontology annotation, cellular component: membrane.
CUCGCCUCCCGCCUCAACAAACGUAUCCCACGUGCGUUUCCACGUGGCAAAGUCACGCGAGCAACCACACAUAGCGGGAUCCCCACGCGAGGCGAAGCGAGAGAGCGGACGGAGGCGAGCACACCUCACGCCAGCGUCAACCACGCCGUCACGCGAGUCGAGUAUCAGUGGUUGAGCUUGGGCAGUGUGCAUAGAGCUGUGCAGGCCGACUGUCGAAACGAGGUGACGGUAUUCCCCACGAGUAUACACGUCGCAGGUGUGAGUGUAGUUUGCUUGCCGGAAACGUAGCGAGAUAAUUGCUCACGCUCGAUAGUUUGAACGGUGGUCAAGAGCGGCAAACGCAGUCAUCGACGUAUCAAGGCGCCGCAAGCUCUCCAUCGCAACCAUGCACGCCACAGCUACGCGUGCGGCUGUGACACCAGUCCCGUGGCGGGAGACAAGGUUCUGGAUCUACACAUUUGUGCUGCUGUCGUACAUGGCGACGCUGAUGCUGCAGAUUGUGGCGACGGCGCAAAUGCUGAUUGCAGAGGUCUGUGAGCGCGGCCACUACGCCGACUGCGACUCGGACACGGUCUCGUCCAAGGCCGCGGUAUGGACGCUGUACGGCGGCCUGGCUUCGUCGCUGACCGGCGUCGGCGUCUCGGGCACCGUGGGUGUGCUCUCGGACAAGUUUGGCCGACGCUGGGUCGUUGUCCUUCCUCUCGUCGGGCUGACGGCCAACACACUGACGCUGGCCUUGUUCAAGGCCUACUCCUGGCCGCUGUGGACCCUGGUCGCCAUCUCGGGCGGGACCGGCCUGUUUGGCGGAUCGCCCACCAUGUUCAUGGCCAUCUACACCGCCGUCGCCGACAUUGUGCCCGAGGUCGAGCGUUCUAAGAAGUUUGGCUACACCGAAGUCUCCCUCUACCUUGGCGUCAUGGCCGGAACCUCCGUCUCGGGCAUCCUCAUCGAGCACUUUGACUACAAGACACUAUUUGUGGCCAUGACCGUGGCGGGAGCAGCGCUCACUCUCAUCGCCGCCGCCAUGCCCGAGACGCUCGCGCCAUCGCAGAGGGUCGAGACCGUCUCGUGGGCCAAGGCCAAUGUCUUUGGCGCGCUCGGUGUCAUGACUCGACCGACACGGCUCGGUCCGUGGCCGGUUCUGGCAGGCCUUGGCCUCGCUUUCCUCCUCUCGUACGGCGCCAUUGUUGCCUUUGGUUCGAUCGUCAUCCUCUACUCCAAAGUCAAGCUCCACUGGACACCGCGCGAGCUCGGCUUCUUCCUCGGCUCGCAGUGGAUCAUUCGCGCUGCCUGCGUCUCCAUCCUCUCGCCGCUCCUGCUCCACACUCAGAACGUGCGGCGAAUCACCCUGUUCUCCGUCAUCGGCCUCUGCAUGCAGGCCGGGUCGAUGUUGACCUACGCACUCGCGCCCGACACCGGCAUUAUGUAUGUCGGCUCAGCCAUCGGUGGCCUCUCUGCUGUUGCCUUUCCGGCCAUCCGCUCCCUCUUCUCGCUGGCAGUCUCUGCCAAAGAGCAGGGCGUCGCGCUUGCCGCGCUCUCCGCCGCCGAAACCGUCGCCAAUAUCCUCCUCCCUGCCUUUGCCUCUGGCUUUUACUCGGCCACCGACUCGUCGUGCCUGCCCUGCACCCUCUACGUCCUCGUAGGGCUCCUGCUUGCCGGCGCAGGCUGUGCCGCCGUCGCGCUGCGCUUCCUCUCGCCGGUUCUCGAGCUCACUCUCGACACACCCGACGACAUGGACAACGUCUCUUCGGCGCAGGUCGAGUCGCGCCCGCUCUUGGCUCCAGUUGCAGUGCCAGAGCCGCUCGCGCCAUGACCUCACGACGCGCGCGUCAUGGCCGCAAGUGACCUGUGCGCGGCCUCAUGCCACGAUCGGUUGAGCGGCGACGGCGAGACCGACGGGUCCGGCGAGCCGCCACGCGCAAUGGUCUUUGCUGCUGCUGAGAGCGAGAAGACCGACCGCACCCGAGUCGGCGAUCCGCCACCUCGCAUAGUCGGCGACGAGACCGUCGACCUUCGCAGCGUUGGGGCCAGCAGCCGCCGCGUCGCAGACGCUGGCGACGUUGACUCGUCAAGCCACCGCCGCCGCUCGUAGUCGCCGACCGACUCGGUCUCAGCAUCACUGCUAGCGACCUGGUCUGGUCCGUACGCCUUGGACAACGCAUGCAGGUCCGAGGCUAGCGCCGCCACCGCCGCAAGCUUGGCUCCGCGCGACGGCGACGCCACUGCAGCGCGGACCCGAGAUCGCGACGCGUCGCGCAGACUCUUGGCUCGCCGUGACACACUGUCGUCGCGCUGGAUCUGGGCCAGCGGCGACGCGCUGCCGUGGACCCUGCUCGACACCUGGUAGGCCUUGGUCGGCGAGAGCUGUGCUACCACUCGUGGGCCCAGUCCGCGCAGCCGCGAGUGGCUCUUGCUCAGCGUCACGCUCUCCAGAUCGCGCAUAGCUAGCGACCGCGCCACCACGCUUGCCGGCGCGUCGACAUCCAGCGCCCGGAGCCGCGCAGACCGGUUGACCGAGAGCGAGGCUGUCGUAAACGGUGACUCGUGGACAUG